Molecule: messenger RNA, 4149 nt
Organism: Triplophysa dalaica
Lineage: Eukaryota; Metazoa; Chordata; Actinopteri; Cypriniformes; Nemacheilidae
Gene: rtkna
Product: rhotekin a
Exons: 12
Coding region: 523-2517 (664 amino acids)
Biological process (GO): signal transduction; septin ring organization; mitotic cytokinesis
Cellular component (GO): actomyosin contractile ring
Source: RefSeq, a predicted model, not a curated record
CACAGGCAGUACAGUCCUUUUGUGAGAAGGUCUGCCAGAGCACACAGACACACUUCACAUCAGCACAGAGGGGCACAAAGAAGGAAACAGCAUGUAAAAGCCCCAUUAUGCCGAAGCUAAAGAGAAGUUGAUUUUUGGGGGGUUCUAAAAGUCUUUGUCUUUCCUGUAGAGAGCGUUCGUUUACUGCCUUGAUUCGAUAUUGUUGUGGAAGGCAGACGUGGAGAAGAACGCUCGCUCGCGGCAGCUGGAAGAGUUUGAGCGGAUCAUUUUAUCAUCUGUCUUUCGUUUUUCGUUUUUAAGUUGUAUUUUUAUCUUGGACGCAAGCCGCUUCUGAAUGAUUUACGGAGACUCCCGACGCGUGAAAUUUUCUUGAACGCGACGCGUACGAUUCUUGGAUCAUUUUAUCCAGGCACUCGCCAGACCUUCAAUUAUGUUUCUUAACUCUGAGGACUGAUUAAUGGUUUGAAGGGGAGGAGGAAGUGCAGUGGGAGACUUUAAAUCAGAAGCUGAUAUCCUUCUUGAAUGAUGCCCAUAGACAGACUCGCAGACAUGGAGGAGAAACUUCGCAUUUUGGAGGACUUAAAUAUGAUAUACAUUCGUCAAAUUGCCCUGAGUUUAAAGGACAGUGACAUCCAGAAGAAGAUUGACUAUGAGAUCCGUAUGCGAGAGGGGGCGUGUAAGCUGCUGGCCGCGUGUUCUCAGAGGGAUCAGGCGCUGGAGGCUUCCAAGAGCCUUCUUACCUGUAACGCCCGCAUCAUGGCUUACAUGUCAGAGCUCCAGCGCAUGAAGGAGGCACAGGUCAUGCAGCGGGUCGCACGCAGGUCUUCAGAUGCAGGCCCGAUGGAUGACCGAACCCCAUGUAAAGGCAAAGUCGCCAUUUCAGAUCUUCGGAUACCUCUAAUGUGGAAAGACACUGAGUAUUUUAAGAAUAAAGGAGAACUGCAUCGAUGUGCCGUCUUCUGUUUGCUACAGUUGGGAGGUGAGAUCUUUGACACAGACAUGGUAAUGGUGGACAGGACCCUGACAGACAUCUGCUUUGACAACACGAUUGUCUUUAAUGAGGCAGCCCCAGGGUUCGAGCUGCGGGUGGAGCUGUACAGCUGUUGUUCUGAGGAGGACUACUCGGCAGGCAGCACACCGCGGAAGCUGGCUAGCAAACUGAGCUCAUCUCUGGGCAGGUCAUCGGGAAAGAAAUUAAGGGCAGCCAUUGACCCCGGAGCCUGCAGUCCCACCAGCAAUGGAGGAGGGGCUACAAUCCUGCUGCCUGUUCCCUCUGUACCGGGGCCUAAAUAUCAUCUUUUGGCUCACACCACCCUUAAUCUCUCUCAUGUCCAAGACAGCUUCCGCACACAUGACCUCACCAUCACAGGAAACGAGGAGUGUUCUUACUGGUUGCCUCUUUAUGGCAGUGUGUGUUGUCGUCUGGCUGCUCAACCUCAUUGUAUGACACAACAGAUGAUGAGUGGCUGUCUAAGAGUCAAGAUGGGAGGCGAGCCACAAGGCUGGACAAAUGUCUACGGUGUUCUAAAAGGGACAAAUCUCUUCUGUUAUCAUCAGAAAGAAGACAUGGAAGCUAACGUGGAGCCCGUAUUAACUAUGUGUAUUAAUAAAGAGACGAGAAUCCGAGCAGAGAAGGACCCUCACAGUAAGACACAGAAUAUCUGUAUCACAAACCAGUAUGGAGGAGAGGAGGUCAUGCACACACUAGGGGCAGACAGCAGAGAAGACACACAGCACUGGAUGGAAGCAUUCUGGCAACAGUUUUAUGAUAUGAGUCAAUGGAGGCAAUGCUGUGAUGACCUGAUGAAGAUUGAGCAGCCGUCACCACGGAAACCUGCCAUAGUGACACCAAAACAGGGCUCUCUGUAUCAUGAGAUGGUUAUUGACACCUCAGACGACAUCGGAACAGUCACUGACAUCCUCACACGUCGUAUCGAUGACUUCAAACUGAGGUCCCAGCUUGGAGCUCCACCUCACUGGGUGUCCUUGUUUGAAGAAGAGACCCCAAGAACCCCCCACAACUAUCAGCACCGCCCUACCGCUCACCUGCCUCCCCACUCGCCCAGCCCCCGUCUGCACAGCCGUCAACCCCGCAGUCCACGCUGCCACCGUUCCCCCGGCCUUCUCUCCUCCAACGCCAGUUUAACCUCAGACGGCGACAGCUCUGCCAGCGUCAGCCCCUGUUUCCGCCCGGCAUGGUCCCCCGUCACACCGUCCACCUCCGGUCGCUUCCGUCCUCGUACCCUUUCCCUGGACGCCAAGCUUUCCACUCUGCACGGUCGAGGCUACGGGGGCUUCCAGUGUACCUGUCAGUCGUCCGCCGCUAGCGUGGUAUCCCCUCGGCCCACCCAGACUGCUCUGUCCUGCUCAAGUUCAACUUCUAGCAACAGCUCCAGUGAAGGAAGCAACAGCCAAGAGUCUGACAUGGGCUUCUCUAGGCAGUCCGGUGCACGGCGGAGCCUCAGGAAUCUGAGAGCCAAACUAGACCCUAGGAACUGGCUGCAGAGUCAGGUGUAACUUGUACGGUCUUAUAUAAGUUAAAGGAAUCUUUUUGUUUUCACCCUGGAAAUAACUGGAAGUCGUGAGGUCGUAGAUGCUUGACAACACCUCACAUGGGAGUGGGGAGAGCAUUUCGCUAAAUAACUUCAUGCUUCGCUUUUUUGCUGCAUUUCAGUGCAGUUAACAAAAUGGGAAUCUGAUUUAUUUAUAUAAUAUACUACUAUACUGUACAGUAUGUACGUGAAAUGUCCGUUACUGUCUAUUUACAAUGAACAGAAUACUAGUGCAGUGGAUCUCCUGGUGUUUUGUGCAUGAGUUUGAAGUCUGUGUGGCUCAGAAAAAGAAUAAUCCACUGAGGUUCUGAAUAUUUAUCAUCGCUAACAUUAAUUGCCUACAAAUAUUUCAUUAUCAGUUUUUAAUGGAAGCAUCGUAAUAGUAUUUGAAUAAACCUUACAAGUGUGAAAUUUAACACUGAUAUAACUUCCAGUUUCUUAUCGAGAGACACUUAUGCACAUCAUUUGCAGACAUGCACGGGAAAACAAAAAUUGAACAGUCAUUGUUCAUAAACCGCACAUCCCCUACCUGUCAGAUUUCAAUCUUGUGUAUAACAACAUUCAUAUCGUAUGACACUCUAUUACUCUUCUGACAGGCUCUUUGCAUGGCUUCAAAUAAUGUAUAUGCAAAGGUGCAAAUGUCUCAAUCUUCUGUAUUCAGGUUUGAAACGUGGGAUAUAAUGUGACUGUGUUUAUUACCUGUGACUGUGAUGACCUCAGGAUUACUGUACAUAGGUGAUUUCUCUCUGCAAAUGUGAACCCUGUUGUGGAGGAAUUCCCUUGAGUCUAAUCUAAGAUUAAAAAUCACAAUACAAGUACAAACCAGGACUCAAUUCAAGCAAUUUUGGAGGUGGGUUGGACUUUUUGAGUUCUGUGUUAUGAUGGUGCUUUGUUUUGAUCUAUCAACUGAGAUGGGUUAUAAAGGCACUACUAUGCAAAUCUGAAACAGCCUAACAUUCAUUAAGCGGUACAUGUAUUAUUUUAUAGUUGCGUUAUUUUGUGUGGCAAGAAAUUGUGGCUUCCAGAUUGGUAAAGUUUUCUCAAGCCCAGCGUGUCAGUGUGAAAUCAUAACACUAGUAUCUUCCAACACUGUUCUGAUAAAGUGUAUCGGUUGAAGUGGUUUUAUUAGCGUAAGAUUAAUGUUAAAAUAUUAUAAACAAGGAAAGUCAAAUAACUGUUGUUGUGAAUUCAUUAUAACCUCAGGGGAGAAGUCGUUCUUGCCAUAACAACAAGGUUUCUGAUACAAGUUAAUAGUAGUUUAACACAGAAAAAACAUAAUACAAUAUAUUAUAUUAUGCCCAAGCCUUGUUAUAUGUUGAUUUUAUAUUUCAGACAGAAAAAUAUAAGAUGCAAGCUAUUUUAUUUACAUGAUUACAUGUAUAUUGCGGUAAAAAUGUCUAGAAGUAUAGAAAUAUGGACCCAGCUAAACUCUUAAAUUCAUAAAGCAGUAAAGGUUUUGUUCUAGAACUAAUAAGCAGUGCUUAGUAGUCAAAGGGCCACUGACCUGUAUUUAAUAACCUGUAAAUUCAUUCAAACACUUUUUGUAAAGUUUUGUCAUUUUUAUUUUGUGCUUCGAUUAAAGUUGUAUUUUACCAUA